Molecule: messenger RNA, 1253 nt
Organism: Sodiomyces alkalinus F11
Lineage: Eukaryota; Fungi; Ascomycota; Sordariomycetes; Glomerellales; Plectosphaerellaceae
Product: NAD dependent epimerase/dehydratase family protein
Exons: 6
Coding region: 1-1086 (361 amino acids)
Source: RefSeq, a predicted model, not a curated record
AUGGCCCAGACCAAGAUUCUCGUCACAGGCGCUACGGGUUACGUUGGGGGCUCGGUUCUGGAACAUUUGAGAUCAUCCUCCAACCCGAAGAUCAAGGAUGCGUCCAUCACAACCCUUGUCCGACGGCAGGAUCAUGCAGACCUCCUUGGGAAACGUGGGGUGAAAGCCCAAGUCUUCAACGGACUCGAUGACAGCGAUCAGUUGAGGUCCAUUGCAUCUGAUUUCGACAUUGUCGUUCAUUGCGCGACGGGAUCUCAUACAGCAUCCGCUGAAGCCCUCAUUCUCGGGCUCGGCGACGCAAAGGCGAGGACAGGCCAGCAGACAUACUACAUCCACACCACGGGAACAUCCAACUUUGCACAGGGUCUCUCCAACCCUGACGCCACAGUCCAGAGCAUCUCCGAUAAAGACGACGUAUACGGGGAAGAAGUCAAACUAGAAGCCAAGUCUCCCUAUGCCCAGCGCACUACCGACCUCGUCGUGGUCCACACGGCCGAGAAAACCGGCGUCAAGGCCUACCUGCUGAUGCCCCCCACCAUUUACGGCAAGGGUCUCGGCCGGUUCAAGACACUGUCUUACCAGGUUCCCAUCGUCGUCCGGAACGCCAUCGCCGCAGGGCAUCCCACUUACAUCGGCGACGGGUCGGGGUCCCUGGGCAAAGUGCACAUUGACGACGUUGUCACCCAGUACGAGAUCAUCCUGUCCAAGGUCCUGGAUGGGGAGGAGAUCCCGUCCGGUCGGAAGGGCAUCUACUUUUCCAGCACUGGCAGCUAUACGUGGAAAGACGUGAAUGAGCUGGUCGGCCAGGUCGGUGCGCGCUUGAACGCGCUCGAGUCGUCCGCCCCAGUCUCGGUUAGCUUGGAGGAGGCCGUCGAGAAGUGGCCGCAUGGGGCUAAUGCUACGUUUGUUGAGAGGAACUUCGCCGCCAGACAUCCGGCGGUUACCAAGCCGGAAUUGGCAUUCGACCUUGGGUGGAAACCAACUAGAACGGAGGAGAAAGACUGGAUCGCCGAUAUAGAGCAGAAUUGGGAAGCCAUUCUUUCUGAACAGAAGGAGCAGUUGCAAUUUCGCAUUAGGACGACAUGAUCGAGCUGCACAUGUGCAGAAGGGGGCACACCAACCAUACUAUACUGUUGGGUCGUCGUUGGAGCAUGAAGCCUCCGAAGCCGGGAUGCAAUCGAUAUUGGCAGAGAGAGAAGGAAGCCGGACAGUUAAUUGCGAAUUACAAAAUAGAAUCGUCAAUGCAUUUUCUC